AUGAUCCACGGCGACAUCCACGACCCGAGCAACAGGAAUGCCCUCCGGCCGUGCUCGGCCUGUCGGAAGCGGACGUCGAACCGGUACGUCUGUCUCGAUCACCUGUGCGACUACACGCUGUGCCGGUCAUGCUGGUUCUCGCGCGGCGUCAACGUCCACCCCCACAAAACCUUCAAGGUGGUCGAGGCGCGAUGGAGCGUCCGGAGCAACAACAGCGUUUCGGCGGGAUAUUCGUGCUGUGACACCGCCGCGCUCAACCACUGCUCGUCGUGCGCGAUGCCGCUCGCGCUCGGCCAGCCCGUCAGCUUCUGCAAGACCUGCUUUGUCGACACGACCGAGCCCGUGUUCCGGUGCCUGAGCUGCUCCUCACCCGGCGCCGGCGACGACCAUCACCACCCGAGCCACCACGAGUCGUGGCGGUGGACCUUCCAGGUCGCAAAGCAAGGCAUCUCGGCCAACGGGAUAUACUGCCAGACGUGUGCCCAACCGAUACACUCCAUGGACGCCCUCAAGGGCCACCCUCACACGGACUAUGUUGACAUCUACACCGAAGACAAUCUGAACCAUGUGAUCGCCCGGUCGUAUCGAGAGUGUCAGAGGAAGACGAUGCGGAUAGACGGAUUUGUUGCCGUUGCUAGCGACGAGCAGUGCAGUCUCUGCUUGCACCGAACAACAUCAACUGCACCUUUAAACUGUCAGCAGUGUGACAAAUUGCUCAAGCUGUGUCUUCACUGCCUGCAGAACGCCAGCAAGUUGCACGUCCACCCGAUUCCCCGGUUCCAUGAGCGCGCCAACCCGGCGCCAGGAGAACUUCAGGGUUCACCGCUACCGGCUCAAGAUCCGUUCUGUCAUUCGACCCUCCGACUCCAACGGCCCGCAUCGCAGAGCUACGACGCCGCCGCCCCUGCGCGCCCGACAGCUGGAGGAUACACCACCAUCCCUCCGCCGGGACAGAGGAUCAGUAGUGCUCCAGCCCAGGGCCUUUGGUCAAGACCUCAGAGUUAUGUCCCACAGCGGAUGAGGCCCUACAGUGCGGCACAGCACCAGCACCAGUACCACCACCAGCAGCAGCAGCAGCAGCAGCAGGAGGAGGCCUUCCUCAACACCCUCGCCACCGACAUCGCCGUGACAUCCAUGACGAACGCAGCCAUUGCCGCCGCCGGAAUGAACGCGAUCUAUGACGACGGGGGCGGCGGAUUCAAUGGACAAGGCACCGCAGAUACCACGACAACAACAACAACAGGUGUAGAUAUGUCCGGCAUGGACGCAACGCAGGAUACGUGGCCGGAUAAUGAGACGUGGCAGGAUACCGCCGUCGUGUAUGACUCCGGGUGGGCGCUCGACGACUCGGAAGGGUUCGAUCCAACUUGUUGA
This is a messenger RNA of Fonsecaea erecta, 1374 nucleotides long. RefSeq lists its product as hypothetical. Bases 1 to 1374 code for a protein of 457 amino acids. The transcript is spliced from 3 exons. The record is from RefSeq and is a predicted model, not a curated record. NCBI's taxonomy places the organism in Eukaryota, Fungi, Ascomycota, Eurotiomycetes, Chaetothyriales, Herpotrichiellaceae.